Molecule: messenger RNA, 612 nt
Organism: Aureococcus anophagefferens
Lineage: Eukaryota; Pelagophyceae; Pelagomonadales; Pelagomonadaceae
Exons: 1
Coding region: 1-612 (203 amino acids)
Cellular component (GO): cytoplasm; membrane
Source: RefSeq, a predicted model, not a curated record
AUGUCAUUACUGGCCUGGUACAACGCGCGGCUCGCGAGCCACCCCUACACGACGCGCGCGACCCAGACCUUCGCGACCUACUUCUGCAGCGACUGCACGGCCCAGGCCCUCGAGGGCGACACGGGCGCGGCGCCGGCGGACCGCGCGGCGCGCGCCCUGAAGUUCGCGAGCGUCGGCGGCUUUUGGGUCGGCCCGCUGCUGACGCGCUGGUUCAUCGUCAUGGACCGCCUCGUGCCCGGCCGGUCGGUCCGCGCCGUCGGCGUCAAGCUCGUCGCGGACCAGGUGCUCCAGGGUCCCUUGAUGAUCGGCUCCAUGUUCGGCCUCUGCGCGCUGUCGAACGGCGCGACGCUGUCGCAGAUCGAGCGCAAGCUCCGCGACGAGCUCUACUCGACGUGGGUCAGCUCCGUCUACGUCUGGGCGCCCGUCCAGGUCUUCCAGCAGGCCGUCGUGCCGCUCCGGUACCGCGUCGCCGUCGCCAACGGCGUGUCCUACUUCUGGGACACGUACCUCUCGCUCUGCAUGAUGCCCCACCCGGCCGAGGCCACGGGCCGGCCCGAGCCCGAGGUCCUGCCGCCGACGGCGAAGCUCGUCCGGCGGCGGACCAUGGUGUAA